Acanthochromis polyacanthus (spiny chromis) is the source of this 1967-nucleotide messenger RNA. Its product is annotated as brain and acute leukemia cytoplasmic protein. The transcript is spliced from 3 exons. Gene Ontology annotation, cellular component: cytoplasm. NCBI's taxonomy places the organism in Eukaryota, Metazoa, Chordata, Actinopteri, Pomacentridae. Bases 224 to 739 code for a protein of 171 amino acids. The record is from RefSeq and is a predicted model, not a curated record.
CCUCCCUGGAUGACGCAGAUUGAUCCCGUGUGUUCACGCUGCUGCUGCUGCUGCUGCUGCUGCUGCUGCUCAGCUGCUGUCUGUGGAGAGGAGCAUCAGCCAGCAGCUCACGAUGGAGGCGCAAACGGGGAUGGAGCUGCAGCGGCAGUAGAGAUCCGGUGAAGAUGCUGCAGCUGUUGCGCCGCUUCUAAGCCCGAGUCAGCUGCAGCUACACCUGCCGUGGAUGCUUUUCUCGAUGGGUUGUGGAGGGAGUCGGGCGGACGCGAUCAUCGAGCCGAGAUACCAUGAAAGCUGGACGAGAGAAACAGAAUCGACGUGGCUCACCAACACGGACGUAGAAACCCCUCUACCAGUGGCAGCCAGUAAAGCUCUGGAGAGCAGUCUGAGGGAGAAGAGGAUGGUGAACACCGGCACCCAGUGUGGGAAGCAGGCCCUCACCACCACCAGCUCCAACCACCAGAGGAGACCCAGACGCUCCUUGAGUGAUGUAGGUGUCACUGGUAGCAGCAAACUACUCGUGACUCCAAAAGGAGGGCAUCAAAGGAGGCCGCUGCGCUGUCUAAGGAUGGGCAGCCCGUCAAUAUCAACGCUGGUGGAGAUCCUGAACCUGGAAACGCGGGUGACGAAAGAUGAAGAGAAGCCACGAGCCCGUGAGAAGGAGGACGGCCGGAGCUGCGAGCGGUUCACCAGAAAACGUGAUGGUGAUUUGCAGAAGCGCGUGGGCGAUGUUUGCGAGUGACUUUGCGAGAUCCUGGCCGUUGUUCGCGGUGAUUUACAACAUAAGCGCCCGCAUAUGUCUCCAUCCAAAGACCUCUGGAUGCUGCAUCUUUGUCGUGCCAUUGCAUGUGUGAAGAAGAGAGUGGGUUCCAAACAAUGUCCGCGCUCUCCACCAUGCUUUUUCUCCCAUGCUUAUGGUGCCAGUCAGGGAAUGUGUCACUGUGUUAAGCCAAUUUUAAGAAAACAAAACAGAAAAAAAAAAGAGCGAAAAGAACAAAUUGCCCCCAUAUGCACAUGAUAAUCACAAUCUGCACAUCCGAUGUGUCCUGUGUGGGGCCCUCCUAAAGAUUUUUGCUUUAGUUCUUUGUGCAAAUAUACUCCUUUUGUUGUGAAUGAUAGUAUGAGAACCAAUAAUGAUGCUGUUUAACCUCAGUUGAUGCUGUAAGUGAUGUUCAUUUAAAAAGAACCUGAAGUGCUGUUUUGGGAGCUGAGACUUGGAUGUGUGAAGCUUGAAGGCUAAAGACUGUCUUUUCCAGCCUUUGCAAGAUAAACAAACAAACACACCCGCAUGUGCCUACGAUUCAUCUCGAUUUGAACUGUACUUGUGUUAACUUUGAGAGUUUGUUUUUUUGAAACUUUGUUCAGUAUUAUGUGUUCUACAGUUCUCUAUUUAUUUCCCGUUAUGUUGUGUAAUGGUACACUCUAUAUUAUUUACAACAAGGUAUUGUAACUUUUGAAUUCUGUGGCUUACACUGAUCUGCAUGUAUAAUUCAGACUCAUACUUAUUUGGUUUUGGUAACAAAAAUCUCUGCCCAAAUAUGAACAAAAGCAAGCCAUUUGAGAAUAAAGUAUUUGCCUCUCCAGCACACAUGGAAAUACUCAGGAGGUAACUGAGGAUGGGGCAUUAGGGAGAUGAUAUUUCUGACCAGCAGAUGGUGGUGUUGACCAACUGAGGUCUCAUUAAAUGAAGAUGAAGCAACCACUGAAGGAAAGUAAACGAAGGACAAUCUACUGGUCGCAUCUUGCCGGUAAAUUCAGAGUCUCAUUUAACGUUGUAUACUUGCGAUAGCUGUUGCUUGUUGAGAGUUUUGAAUCUUUCUCUGGGAUGGUGAAACGUGUACAGGCCCAACCACAUUUGUGAUAGAAAACAAACUUGAAAAUUUGAACAUAAAGGAUCUACCAUAUUUUUUUCUUCUUUGCAUUAAAGCUGUUGCUGGCUUUCUAAGUUGUGAAACCCAGAAAAAAAGUGA